UGCUGCUGCUGCAAGAACCGGGAACUGGGAGGGGUUUCUCUGGCCCUGGGAGGAGGAGAUAGAAGCCAGAGCAGCCUUUUGCUUCGCAGCCUCUGCUUCUUAGCCUUGCCAGGCAGACCCCAAGCCCAGGAGGAGAAGUUUUCUCACAGUUUUGAUCAGUUGUGACAAUGCGUGAAUACAGUGAAAACAAGGAAACAUGUGGGACCAUCUGUCUCAAAUACCUGCUGUUCAUCUUCAACUUCUUUUUCUGGCUGGCAGGUGGAGGUGUAAUGGCAGUGGGCAUCUGGACUCUGGCUGAGAAGAGUGAUUACAUUAGCCUCCUGCAGUCCAAUACAUACAUGGCAACAGCCUACAUCUUGGUUGUGGCAGGUGUUGUUGUCAUGAUCACUGGCAUCUUGGGUUGCUGUGCUACAUUCAGAGAGCAGCGGAGCCUGCUGAGAGUGUAUUUUAUAUUGCUGCUGUGCAUCUUCUUGCUGGAGAUAAUUGCUGGAAUCUUAGCCUAUAUCUAUUACCAGCAGCUGAAUGCAGAGCUCAAGCAAAAUCUGAAGGAGACAAUGACUAAGAAGUACCAGAAGGAGGGAGAAGAGGGCGUGACCAGUGCAGUGGACAAACUGCAGCAGGAGUUUAAAUGCUGUGGCAGCCAUAAUUAUACAGACUGGAGUGACAGCGAUUGGAUCAAAUCUCCUGAAGGUAAAGGGAGGAAGGUCCCAGAUAGCUGCUGCAAGACAAUAACGAACAAUUGUGGUCAAAGAGAUCAUCCUUCAAACAUCUAUAAAGAGGGUGGCUGCAUCACUAAACUGGAAAAUUUCAUACAGGAACACCUGAAAAUUAUUGGAGCAGUGGGGCUUGGCAUUGCAUUUGUACAGAUAUUUGGGAUGAUCUUCACUUGCUGUUUGUACAGGAGCUUGAAAUCAGAACCUUACUAGGAGCUUAAAGUCCACCCACCUGCUCAACUCCAACACGUUCCAUCCCAUCACCCUACCCUUCAUCCAGCAGCGUGGAAGAAUCAACCUCACAAGGACUUUUGCUGCUUAUUGAAACUUAUUCUUGGAUCACCCAGUGCCUCUGCCAGAGAUAACAGCCCCCUUCCAUUUUGCAGCAGUAAGGGGAGGUUAAGUGCUUCAUCACCCAGCUGUGUUUCUUUGUGGUCCAAAAUAAUGUUGUAAAAUUUUGCCUGCAAGAAACUGUAACAAGUCAAGCUGAGUAUACAAUCUGAAAGAGACGUCAUCCAAACCACCAAGGAUCCAGUGCUUCCUUGUUUCAUCUUCAGUCUUUUUAAUCAAUAUCUUGGAUAUUUCCUGAGGGAUGAGAACUGGCCAUGAUGCAAAAAGCAUACGCAGGUUGCAGGCUUCAAUACUUUCUUCCUGCCCAGAAGAAAUGCCAUACAGAAGUCUGAUGACAGCUUCAUUUCAUCCAAGGAAGACAUUGCCCUUGCUAGCUGCCACCCCUGCUGGGCUAUCUUUCACCUUGAUUUUCUGGAGGAUUUGCCCAAGAGAUGGAUGGACUAGCUUACCCAACCAAGCCAACAGUUCUUUUCUCAAGGACUCACUCCCUCCUGCUUGUGCAGAAGGUCCCUCUAAAAAGAGAGAGAAAUGUUGUGCCUUUCAAACCAUGUGUUGGAGGACAUUCUUUUGUUCUCUUAAUUAGAAGCCUUAGUCUAUUUAUAAAAGAAAGAAAAAAAAACCAUACAGCUCUGGAGGUUUCAGUUAAAGUGGUUUCAUGCCAUUACAAAACUGUCAAGGUGCUGUCAAGAUAAGCCCACUUUGUGGAAUAAAACAUGCCCUGACUUAGAUCCUUCCCCAGAAUGACACUUCAUUUAGUUAGAGAGAAAAUGAAUUAGAAGAAAAUAGCAUUACUAGCUUUUAUAUCAAUCUUAAAGGUUUCAUUAGCCAGCCAGGUAUUAUCUGACUGGACUUGAGAUCCAGAACUCAUCUCUCUUGUUCCCCUCUCUCAUUAAUUUACUAAGUGUGCUACAUUUUUUUUAAAGUUGACUUGGAGUAUCUUUUUUAAAAAUGACAGUAAGGCAUGAACCAAAUUGAAUUACAUGAUACAAAGGAGAAGAGUGCCUGGUAUCUUCUGUAACCAUAGUGCCUACUUCCUCUUUCAUGGGGGAAGUUGACUUAGGAAUGACUUCCACCACUGGAUUUGUUAGGUUUCUCAAGAGUUCAUCUGUACCAAAGGUUGUCACCAAUAGUUGUUUUCUAAGCACCCUUUAUAUGUCCUGGUUCUAUGGCCAAUGCCACAAUAUUACCCAUCCUUAGCUUUUCCUAUUGUACUAUUGCCUCAUGCCUUGGUUUCAAUACUGGAACAUUUUGGUUAUCCCCUAUUUCCACACUACAUUUAUGUGUCUAAUUCUGCAGCAACAACAUCCAAGAGAAUAUACUUCACAUAACAUUGAGAAGCUGCUAAGUAGAUAAUCGUGGCAGCUUGUGUAUUGACAUCAUUAGCUUCUUUUCAAAUAGUUGCAUUGCAGGUCCAUAGCAGAUUUUCAUCCCUGUCUUCCCAGGCAUAGUAGCAAGAGAAAUCAAAUAGUCUAAAGGCAUUUAGUUUUUCCUUUUGAAAGUUAGUGACUUCAGACCUGGCCAUCCUUCUUCCCUAACCCAUGAGUUUCCUGUGUGAAUUUCUUCCAUGAAUUCUAAGUGGCUGAUGGCCAUGUGUAGCCCUGGCAGGCCAGCACUUCACAUAAGCAUGCUUUCCUGUAACUAUUUUUUUUUUGUAGCUUAUUGCACCUUCACAGAGGAGUGUCCCCUUGACUUUGUCAAGAGAUUCCAACCCGAUAGAGUAUUCAGUAGGCAGCUAGGAAGGUGAAAAUGAAUCUUUCCAUCAUCAUUAUGUGCAAAUGUAACACAGUGGAGAGAUUUUCUGCCAUUCCCAUUGUCAAAAAGAACAAAUAUCUAUAUUGCAGGAUAAAAUUACUAAAUUAUUUCUUGACAUCUGCAUAGCAUUUUUGCUUUGAGAAAUUGAUGACUAACUAAAAUGGAAACUACUGACUACAGUUGCUUGAAACAGUAUUUGACUACUGAAAUGUCUAUGUAUAUUGCUAGCCUUCUUUUCCCCCAUCCUCCUAUGAACUGUAUUGUGCUAUAAGGAGAGAGCACCAGGUGUGUCAGUUGAUAGUUUGUCUCUGGUCUUCUCUUUUCCUCAUACAAUAACCAUGCUUUAAAUGCAAUUUUAUGUUGCUGGUCAAUAAAGCUAAUGUGUUAUA
Sceloporus undulatus (fence lizard) is the source of this 3205-nucleotide messenger RNA. RefSeq names its product CD151 molecule (Raph blood group) (gene CD151). Gene Ontology annotation, cellular component: membrane. Bases 168 to 926 code for a protein of 252 amino acids. The transcript is spliced from 8 exons. NCBI's taxonomy places the organism in Eukaryota, Metazoa, Chordata, Lepidosauria, Squamata, Phrynosomatidae. The record is from RefSeq and is a predicted model, not a curated record.